AUGACACUCAAAUUGCUUAUGAAUUCGACAUGGGGAUAUUCCAUUAAGAAACCUCAAGAGAUGAAGAGUAAACAUUAUGAGAAGGUCGACAACUUUGUUGAAAGGUUUUCUCCUUUUGUUUUGAAGUACGAAUUCACUCAAGGUCAAAGUGGCUUAGUAACCACAUUAAAACCUAUUGUCGAACAUUGGUCUUACCCUCAGUUCGCAAAGGCAGUCCUUGACGAGUACAACAAAUUCUUCUCCGAAGUCAAAUCGAAAGUGAAGGUUUACUAUGAGAACAUUGACGCACUCAUGACGAACGAAGAAGGAUACAACAAACUCAUUGAAAUGGGAAUGGUCGGUGAAAAGAUGGGCUGUUUUAAGCUAGAUAAGGUAUUUUCCGAAGUUCAUGUAAUAUCGAAAAGGAAAUAUUGGGGCAUACUUGAAGACGGCACAGAAAUAAAACAUUGCAUGAAAUAA
Trichomonas vaginalis G3 is the source of this 459-nucleotide messenger RNA. Its product is annotated as DNA/RNA polymerases family. The record is from RefSeq and is a predicted model, not a curated record. The coding region runs from base 1 to 459 and encodes 152 amino acids. Lineage: Eukaryota; Parabasalia; Trichomonadida; Trichomonadidae. The transcript has a single exon.